Molecule: messenger RNA, 2466 nt
Organism: Lasiodiplodia theobromae
Lineage: Eukaryota; Fungi; Ascomycota; Dothideomycetes; Botryosphaeriales; Botryosphaeriaceae
Exons: 1
Coding region: 1-2466 (821 amino acids)
Source: RefSeq, a predicted model, not a curated record
AUGAAUGGUACACAGGAUUCCAGGAUCUCGCUCAGCAUGGACGAUGAUGUGUGGAAGGACUUGGAGAGCCUGGGUGACGAAUACAACUUCACUUACCCUUCAACACAGGACCAGUUGAUGAUAGGUAAUAACUCAGCAUUCGCGUAUCCUGACCCCACCCUCUACGCCAUUUCAGGUUCAGACAGCCUCGUCAACUCUUCUGGUUUCGACGCUAUCCCCCAUGCAGAUGAUUCGAAUAUUGACUUUCUGACUUCUUCUGCUCUCAACUAUGUUCAGCCGGAAAUGCCCGUGGAACUCGCUGAUCCUACUCAAUCUAGUUCGGUAGCUCUCAAGACUCCCGCUGUUCCUGCGACUACGGCUUCUAGGCUCAGCAGCCUCUCCAACCGUCGGUCUUCGACCUCUAGCCUCAGCGACAUCGUCGAGCUGGCCAGUCGUAAGUUCACUCAGGAGAAGCCCAAGUACGACCCGAAGCAUCCCUGGCACCGUAUCAAUACGACGACCAUGGGUAUGACCAGCCGUUCCGGUAAGAUCAAUCAGUAUGCUUCGGAGCAGAUGUACAAGCAGAACAUCAAGAAUCCCUUUGGAACAUGGCGUUCGCCCAACUACAAGUUCGAAUACUUCGAGCAUGGUGAGCUGAAGAAGCUGGAGUACAGUGCUAACGAGAUCAAUGAUUUCCUUCACCAUCAUCCGAAGUCUGCCGACAACAUUCUUCGCGUCUGGAUUCAGAAGACUCCUGCGGACUCUUGCCGUCGCUACCCGACCCCCACACUUUCCAAGUGCCGCUUCAAGGAGUGCCCUCUUCGUAGGGAAGGCCUCAACGGCACCAUCCAGGCCGGCCACAUGCGCGUCGCCUUCGAUGAGAGGUCUUCAAAGUACAACAAUAGGGCCGAUCCAUUCUACAUGGCCGCCUUCUUCCACCUGUACUGCUUCGAGAUGUUCCUUGAUCUUCCAGAGAUCUGCACUCUGAAGAACAUUGAGGUCCGCGAGGAUACGCGCAAGCUCCCGAACGAGCCCAACAUGAGCUGGAAUGGCUCGCUUGACAAGGAGGGUGUUGUUGCUCAGCGCUUCAUCGAAGCUUGCCGCAAGGGUCGCUCGACCAUCAAGGGGUUCGAUGGAUACCCUCGUCCCCACAACAUGCAGCCAGGCGACGCCAAGUCUCACGAGCUGAUGCUCAACUACCGCAUGCAAAAGACCAAGGAGGGCAACCGUGCACGCUCCGCGAAGCAGUCGCUCGCGAAGCGUGUCCAGCGUGAGACCCAGAUCAACGUCAACUUCGGAGAUUUGGAGAUGCUCGUCAGGGCCAAGGUCAGCAUGCGCAAGCCGCGACCUGCACCCAAGAAGCGCAACAAACGUCGCCAGGUUUCCAUCUCCUCCUCUGGCGAUAACGACGCCGACUACGUUUCGGAGCCCGACUCUCCAGAUGGGAUGCGGAAGAAGCGCCGGACUGAUGACGGCCCCAGCGGCGGUGUGGCGGAAGCAGUGGUCCCCCCGGGCUACGCGCCGGCCAAUCAACUCGCGCCGCAACAGCAACAAUCCAGCUAUAACGGCGCCGAUGUGUCAACUUUCGGUUACGGCCGUCCGGAGUACGCGUGGCCCCAAUCUACGCUUAACCAAAACUACCCGGCCAACUUCAACCCGACGCCCGUCUUUGUUGCUGCACCGUCCGCGGACGCCGCUGGCGGCGAUCCUGCUAAUACUUUCACAACUACUACAGACGAUGCCGCAACAUUUUUCUACGACCCUGAAAUUUCCGCAUCUAACUCCAAUGCAGUGGACCCUGCCCUCGAGGACAUGUUCAAUGGCUUCCCGGUCGUCGUCGCUGCUGACUCCACUGACCAGACCACGGAUGCGCUGCCCGACUAUCCGCCAAUCAGCGACUUGGCCGAUGCUACUACCACCUUCGAGCAGCCCCCGAUCUUCUUCGAGCAGCAGCAGCAACCGGUGGAGGAGGAGGAGGAGGAGGAGGAGGAGGAGGGCAUUGAUGGCCUCAGCCACCAGUCCGUCACCAUCCCGACUUCCUUCCCGCUCAACCCAGACUUCUCCCUCUCCAAGCCGACCAAGCGCUCCGCAUCUGUCGCCUUCGUCGAAGACGACGCCUCGUCGCCGUCCAAACGCCCCCGCCGCUCUCAGUCCUCUCACAUCAGCCCGAAGACCAUUCCUUCCAAGAAGCGUGGUGGCUCUUCGGCAGUGUCCGUCAAUGCUAUCACGCGCAUCACCAGGUCGAAGUCCUCUGCCUCCAUGUCGCCUGCACCGGUGCAGACGCCCAAGACGCCGCCGUCGGUGCGGAGGAAGAGUUCGCGCCUGAACAGCCUGAAGGGUGUGGACAACGGCGGUGUGGUGAAGCGUCGGCGGACGCGGAGCAGCUCGAAGCUCAGCGGUGGCGGUCGCAGCACUCGCAGCGACAGUAGGCUUUCGUCUGUUGGCAGUCUGGGGUCCAUUGGUGACCUGUUCGGGUUUGAUGAGUAA